AGCGAGCACAGCGCACUGAAGCGAAGUGCAUGUUCGCAUAGGCGACAUAACCUAGGGGAGUAUGGCAUGUGGGCCAGACGUAGUGACGCUGCAGUCGGAAAGCCUGAGAAUUACAACAAGCGUCGAGACAGCUUUGAUACGUUGAGCCUUCAGUGAAUCGCCACAAAGGGAAGAAAAUGGUGUAUCAAAAUAAUACCGGCAUCAGUUCAUCUUCAGUUUCCGCAAGCACAGCGUCCGGGACUUCUAUGUUUUUGUGCGUCUCCAUUCAUCGUUGGAGUUGCAAUGAAUACGACCUGUCACAGGGCUGAACUCCAGAAUCUGGCUGUAAAUAAUACAGUCACGCUUGAGACUUACAUUUAGAUAGAGAGGAACAGGACAUAGAGCUUGGAGUAGCAGUUCUCCGUUUGGGAACACGGCCGCGGUGUAUCUUAUGUUUAUGCCCGGCUAGACCGUCUCCCGCCCGUUCUUUUCUCCUUGCGUUUGUAAGCUGCCGGCGGCUCACUGACUCGUCUAGGAUGCAGGUGAAAAAGCAGAGGUGUUCAGAAAGGAGCUCGGUAGAUACGCAACGAGAUGACAUCAAGAAAAAGACCUCAUGCUUCUCUAAUAUUAAAAUAUUCCUGGUGUCGGAAUGUGCCCUUAUGUUGGCACAAGGUACAGUUGGAGCAUACUUGGUGAGUGUCCUGACCACACUGGAGCGCCGCUUCAACCUCCAGAGUGCUGAUGUGGGCGUGAUCGCCAGUAGCUUUGAGAUCGGCAACCUGGCCCUCAUCCUAUUUGUCAGCUACUUUGGAGCCAGAGCCCACAGACCACGCCUGAUUGGCUGUGGGGGUAUCGUCAUGGCCUUGGGGGCUCUGCUUUCAGCGCUGCCUGAGUUCCUCACCAAUCAGUAUGAGUACACAAGCACAGGCAUAUGGAGGAAGGACCCAGGGCGGGAUGUGUGCUCUAAUGCCUCAACGAGGGAUCUGGAUGAUGAGUUGUGUGGGAAUAGGGCUAACACCAACAUGAUGUACCUGCUACUGAUUGGUGCUCAGGUUCUGCUGGGGAUUGGAGCCACACCCGUGCAGCCUCUGGGCGUGUCUUACAUAGAUGACCAUGUGAGAAGGAAAGACUCCUCACUCUAUAUUGGUAUCCUAUUCUCCACCCUGGUGUUUGGACCAGCUUGUGGCUUUAUCCUUGGUUCUGUCUGCACUAAAUUCUAUGUGGAUGCUGUCUUCAUUGAUACGACCAAACUGGAAAUCACCCCAGACGACCCCCGCUGGAUCGGUGCUUGGUGGGGCGGCUUUCUCCUUUGCGGUGCCUUGCUCUUCUUCUCUGCCCUCUUCAUGUUUGGCUUCCCCUCCUCACUGGCAGAGGGGCAGAGAGAGGGAGGAACCGAGAGUGAGCAGGCUAUGCUGCCCCCGGGCAUGGACCUGACCAAGCCCAGCAACGGCGUCCCACCCAGCCAUCAGCCAAGCAACAGUAGUCCAUCAUGCUGUGAGCAGCUCCGAGUAAUUCCCAAGGUGACCAAACACCUGCUGUCCAACCCUGUGUUUACCUGUAUCAUCCUGGCAGCUUGUAUGGAGAUUGCAGUGGUGGCUGGAUUUGCCGCUUUCCUGGGCAAAUACUUGGAACAGCAGUUUAACCUCACCACAACCUCUGCUAAUCAGCUUUUGGGUAUGACGGCCAUCCCGUGUGCAUGCUUGGGUAUAUUCAUGGGAGGUUUGCUGGUGAAAAAGCUGAACCUCACUGCUCUGGGGGCCAUACGGAUGGCCAUGCUGGUCAACCUAAUCUCCACUGCCUGCUACAUAUCCUUCCUAUUCCUGGGCUGUGACACAGGGCCUGUCGCCGGGGUGACUGUCGCCUAUGGCAACGAGACCCUGCAACCAGGCCAAAAACCAGAAGCCUCAUGCAUGAGUAACUGUAAUUGCUACACAUCCUCCGUUAGCCCUGUGUGUGGCUCCAAUGGGGUCACAUAUCUGUCCUCGUGUUUCGCUGGCUGCACCAGUUCCAUCAGCACCGAAGAGCCUCCUCCUCUUGCUCAGAACCUGACAAAGUGUAUGUGCGUCUCUGGUGACGGGGACUUCGGCACAGCCGUGCCAGGUAAAUGCCCUAGUCCCGGCUGCCAGGAGGCCUUCCUCACCUUCCUGUGUGUGAUCUGUGCCUGCAGCAUGAUAGGAGCCAUGGCUCAGACGCCGUCCGUCAUCAUCCUCAUCAGAACUGUCAGCUCAGAGCUGAAAUCAUACGCUCUUGGUGUUCUAUUUCUUUCACUGCGGCUGCUAGGAUUCAUCCCCCCACCUUUGAUCUUUGGUGCGGGAAUUGACUCCACAUGCCUGUUCUGGAGCACUGAGUGCGGGGCCCGGGGUGCUUGUGUGCUGUAUGACAAUGUGGCCUACCGCCACCUGUAUGUGAGCCUGGCCAUUGUGCUGAAGGUCAUUGCUUUCCUCCUCUACACCACCACAUGGCAGUGCCUACGCAGGAACUACAAGAAGUACAUUAAAAACAACGAGACCUAUGUGACAUCCACCGAAAUCUUCUCCUCUGACGUAAACCUUGAUAGUCUGGGCAAGGGAGCUGGCCAGAACCCAGUGAACAGGACAAAGUUUAUAUACAGCUUGGAGGACCAUGAGUGGUGUGAAAAUAUGGAAUCUGUCUUAUAGAAUAUGCCAAGAUGAAGGACCUGCUCCAUGCUUACAAAUAUGUCUUUUGUUGUUAUUGUGUUUGGAAGGAUGGGAGAUAUAGACAUUUUUGGGUUUUUCUUUAAGGGUGACCUUUCUAACUGUCCCGUGGCCUGACUGCUGCACUGAAUCUAUGCUGAUUGCUAUCAGGUCCAUGUUAUUCAUGUAGGUCAUUUCAUCAUAUCAGAGAAGAUAUUCAUCUAGUGCCAGUGAACUCAGUCAUUGUUGUUAAGUGGAGACAUAUACUGUAUUCUCCCGCUAGGGCUCACCUGAUAAUGAGCUGGAAUUAGGCCAAUUAUCCAGUAGGGGAUGUCUUACAUGUAUGUUAUCACAAAAUGACCGUUUCUCUCGAAAUUCAUUGAAGCAAAACUUUGCUAAAGUUAAUUUCAGUUAUUUACAUUAUAAAUGUUAGUUAUCCAUCUGCUUUUUAACAUAAAUAGGACAAAGGACAAAGCAACAAAUCAGUUGCAUUAGAUGCAUUUCCUGUGUUUAAUGCACAGAUAAAAAAAAUUGUCAAUCAUGCUUGCUAUGCUUCAACAUCUGUUUCCUGCAAAUAGCAGAAACAAUAUCAGCACAUAUUGUGUUAACAUUAUGGCCAAAAUACACAGAAUUCUUUUGCAAAAGAAUUUUUUUCUACUGUUUUAUCACAAAAUUCGUAUAUUUAAAUAGCUGCAUUGUAUUAAAUUAAUCUCAGUUUUCAUCCAAACAUUUGUAAUCCUAAAAAUGUCUUACAUGUAUGCUCAUUGAGACAUAUGUAUCUAUUGAUGCAAUAGUUGGAAAGUAUUUGAAAGAGCCAGAGAAUUUGUAUCUAAAUAGCAUUUGUUCGCUAACUCAUGUACAUUUCUUUGUUUGGUUGUUCGUUUUUUUCCCGUUUUGUUUAGUUUUUAGUUUUAUUUGGGUUUUUUUAGAGUACAGAGUAGAGUAUUUUUUUAAGGAAAAGAAAUGAAUUUUACUUUUACUUAUCAACAUGAUAGUGUCAUAUUGCCCAGAGGAAUAUGAUGAUGUGAUUUACAAAUAUGGAAUUACUGUACAUUAUAUAGAUAUACAGAAUGUGACUGUAAGCAGGAGAGAAGAAUAGGUAACAAAAGAUGCAACAAAGAGAAGCAGAAGCAGGCCUUUCACUUAAAGUGACAGUGACUCUGUUGUACACCUCUGCCCCUAGCUGAGAUGUCUCACUGUUGCAGACCAAACAGAAGCAGUUGCACAGAGCAUCACAUUGGCACUGACGUCAGGUAGGGUAGUCUGGGCAUGAUCCCUUGAGCCAGCAACUUUAUUUCACAGAUAUCCAUAUUGGGCGAAGACCUUAUACAUGAGGAGAAGGCACAGCUACAUGAACUAACAUUUAGCCGACUGAGUGUUUCUAGCUUAGUAAAUGCCAUCUUGGAUCUUGCAAGCUAUCACUUUGAGUCUGGCAAUGUUCCAUAUGGGAGCCAUUUAUUUGGUCAGUCAGCAUGUUCUAAUCGCUUACAGGAUGGUUCAGCUGAUGGCAUCCACUAAAUAAACAAACACCCAUAGGACAAAUUGUUGGGGUAAUGCCAAACUACAAAUGCAGAGCAGAUCAACAUAAACACUAAUGAAAUGAAAAAUGGUUACUACCAGGACACUUAAAAUCUAGAUGAACAUAAAAAAGUAACAUGUCAUAUGAGUACAUGCAAAGCCAUACUACCUGGCUGAGGCAAAGUAACAGUAAAGGGUGGCCCUAAGGCUCCCUGCAGUGCCCCAGCUUUAAUACAUUUUAUAGACAAGCAAACAGAAUGGAAACUUAUUUUAUGUGAUAUAAAAAAUUUAAUCUGACUCACUGCAGCUUUUAAGGUCAACUGCGUCUGCAUGCAAAAUAAAAGCCAUGGAACAUGGGAUGCUUUGCUUGUUCCGUUUUGAUGCCAGAUACCAAUGCAUAGUUUCCCCCUUUUUGCUGAAAAUAAUCAUAUAACUGAUAGUGUACAUAAUUUGAAAACCUAUUUAAGGCUUAAUAGCACACUUGUGUUGUUUUACCAAUAAAAGUAUCUCUGAAGUACAAGGACAGGUAGUAUCCAUAUACUUUUUGUAUGGCAGAUCAUUUUAUUUUAUUCUGCAAAUAAAUUAUUUUUAAGAAAAUACUCAGGUUUUGGCACUAUGGUUGUUAAGCUUUUUGAGUGGAUGAAAAGGACUGUUUUGCAAUAGUAUUGUUCAGCAAUUAAAAUCAAAUUUACUCAUUUAAUCAUCAAAAUAAUUGCAUAUUAAAUUUUUUGGAAAACACAUUCAGUGUUUUUG
Electrophorus electricus (electric eel) is the source of this 4904-nucleotide messenger RNA. RefSeq names its product solute carrier organic anion transporter family member 3A1a (gene slco3a1a). The record is from RefSeq and is a predicted model, not a curated record. Gene Ontology annotation, biological process: sodium-independent organic anion transport; prostaglandin transport; transmembrane transport. Gene Ontology annotation, molecular function: protein binding. Gene Ontology annotation, cellular component: basolateral plasma membrane. NCBI's taxonomy places the organism in Eukaryota, Metazoa, Chordata, Actinopteri, Gymnotiformes, Gymnotidae.